AUGGCGGUGACGGGCACGGCGCGCGUGUCGUCGCUGCCCCCCAAUGGAAUUUCGGCGGUCGCCGCGCACCUCCAGAGCCAGCAUGGCGCGCAGCCGGCUGGCCCUUGGCGGAUCCGCUUCCGUCCUCACCGCCGCGUCCAUGGCACGCCCGGCACCGAGGCGCCUGGCGAGGCGCACCGGCGCACGCUCUGGGAGGUGACGGACACGGCGCACCCGCAGCAUGUAUUUGUCGUGUCGGAAGACACGUCGAAGCCCACGCGCGCCGAGAUGGCCCGCACAGGCACGCAUGCGCCGUCGAGCCGGUGGCACGCGCGCGUGAUGAGCGCCGAGUUCCCGACGCUCCUCCGGCUCAGCAACCUGCCAGGCCCGCUCGGCUCGGCGGUCGGCACGCCGGGCCCCGGCGCGUGGGUCCAGCGCGGCGCGCAGGUCCUGCUCGACGGCCUCUCGUUCCAUGUGCGGCUGCGCGGGCUGCAGGCGCAUGGCAGCGCCCUCAGUGCGGUCGGCGAGCACGACGAGUGCGUGCUCAGUAUCGGGAACGUCGUCGUCGGCUCGGACCGCAUCGUCGGCGGCAUGGUCGAGAUCCAGUACUUGCCGCUCACGCAGCUCCCGCCCGACUCGUCCCUCCUGGGCUCGCUACUUCUCACGCUCCUACCGCCGGACUUUGUGCCUCUGCUCGUGCCCAUGGCCGCGUCGCUACCGCUUACACUACCGACCGUCGUGCCCCGCACGAUGCUUCCGCCCUCGCUGCUCGCAGAGAUUGUGCCCGCCAGCACGGGCGCGUGGCAGCAGGGCGCGGUCACCGGCGCGCCGGGCGCGCCUGGCUUUGCGCCCUGGGACGCCGACGAUGCCGUGCCUGACGCGCUGGGGUGGACACCGCUCGAGGCGCGCCGGCGUAUGGCCUAUGUCCACCUGGUGCUGCUGCGCGCCGAGGGCCUCGCAUAG
Messenger RNA from Malassezia sympodialis ATCC 42132, 942 nucleotides. RefSeq lists its product as uncharacterized. The record is from RefSeq and is a predicted model, not a curated record. Lineage: Eukaryota; Fungi; Basidiomycota; Malasseziomycetes; Malasseziales; Malasseziaceae.